Paramuricea clavata is the source of this 309-nucleotide messenger RNA. The record is from the annotation of a GenBank genome assembly. Lineage: Eukaryota; Metazoa; Cnidaria; Anthozoa; Malacalcyonacea; Plexauridae.
AUGAACCUGAAAGAAAACAGCCAGCCAAAGUUCUGCAAAGCAAGACAAGUACCAUAUGCUCUGCGACCAAAAGUUGAGGUUGAGUUGACCAAGUUGCAGAAUGAUGGCAUCUUGACCAAAGUUGAUUGGAGUGAACGGGCAACCCCAGUUGUUCCAGUGAUAAAGAAGAAUGGCAAUGUUCGAUUGUGUGGUGAUUUCAAGCAAACCAUCAAUCCAGUCUUGCACGUUCAACAAUACCCUCUCCCACGGAUUGAUGCUAUUUUCGCCUCCCUCGGCGGUGGGCAAAAGUUCAGCAAGAUUGAUUUGUGA